Molecule: messenger RNA, 591 nt
Organism: Triticum turgidum subsp. durum (durum wheat)
Lineage: Eukaryota; Viridiplantae; Streptophyta; Magnoliopsida; Poales; Poaceae
Source: the annotation of a GenBank genome assembly
AUGGCCACCACCUCCGCCUAUUACGCAGUGGCGGCCGGCGGCGGGGACGCGGCGUCGCCGUGCCGGGGCGCCCCUCUCAGGCCACGGCCUCCCCCGCAUCGCCUCGCCUUCCUCUCCCGGGCGCCCGCUCGGCGGGCCUCGAUCUCGCUGCCGCCGGGGCCUCGCCGGGCGGGUCUGACAGCGGCGACCGCGGAGGGGAGGGCGGGGACGGGGAUGGAGGACGAGGAGGAGGGGCCGGCGUGGGUGGAGCUGGAGCCGAUCGGCGGCGAGGAGCAGCUGGACCGGGCCCUCGCCGAGGCCCAGCAGCGCGGCGUCCCCAUCGUCGUGUUCUGGACGGCAAGUUGGUGCAGGAAAUGUAUAUAUCUGAAGCCUAAGCUGGAAAAGUUGGCGGCAGAGUACUAUCCGAGAAUCCGGUUUUACUGCGUCGACGUCAAUGCUGUUCCACAGAAGCUCGUGAAUCGUGCAGGAGUAACGAAGAUGCCUUCCAUACAGAUGUGGAGCGACUCCCGGAAGCAGGCCGAGGUGAUCGGCGGGCACGAGUCGUGGAUGGUGAUCGAGGAUGUUCGGAGGAUGGUCGAGCAGGAGGAAUGA